This is a messenger RNA of Botrytis byssoidea, 1482 nucleotides long. RefSeq lists its product as uncharacterized. The coding region runs from base 193 to 1482 and encodes 429 amino acids. NCBI's taxonomy places the organism in Eukaryota, Fungi, Ascomycota, Leotiomycetes, Helotiales, Sclerotiniaceae. The record is from RefSeq and is a predicted model, not a curated record. The transcript has 2 exons.
UGACACUGUUUCAGCUUCUACAAAAAGCAUGGGGGGAAGGCAAGAGUGCAAAAGUCGGUGCGAAAGCGACGAUACAACAAUGCUGCGCAGCUCCAAGUGCAGUCACAAGUCACUACCCAGCAAGCGGUGAUAGAUGCUGCUGUUGUUACGGAAACGGCAAGUUCCUCGGGAUCUCUUGGACAUACAACACUGAUGAAUAUACUCGAAACUUCUCAAUCAUCAUUACCUGUGCCAAUGUAUCCUACAGGCUUCUCAGACACAAUUAGUGAUAUGCAUUGGGCAGCCGAGGAUUCAUUAUUUUCCGGCCUCAUACUUCCAGAUGGAACGGAUCAGAACUUUGGUUUAUCUGGUAACACCGGUACAGGUAGCUCGACUGAGAUUUAUCCGUCACAAGCACCGACAUAUACAGCAGAUCUUUCCUCUCGAACUACGCCAUCAUUGAUACUCUCACCCCGAACGGCGUCUCCCACUUCGACAUCUAAUUCACAAAAUCUCGAAUGCAGCAGUCACAAAACUUUAGCUACGAUAUCUGAAACCAAUAAUUCUUGCGAAACCCCUGAAGAUCAGGUUGCAGGUUGCAUAUCUAUUGACAAGAAUGAAGAGGAAACGAUCGUCCAGCGGUUAGCUAAGACUAAUUUGGAUCUUGUUUCGCUGCUUUCUCGAAUUUAUACAGGCAACCCAAAAGCAAUUGUAGAGAUGCUAGUUGAGCCGAUCGAUGAGACGAAAUCCCCAAGAACAAUGUUGGACGACAUUUUAAACAGUACAAGAGAUUUCUUGCAAGCUCUUAGUCUGCUGGCGGACUCGUCUGGUCGACCUUCUGCCAGCUCCCCUCGAUCAUCUAGUGGUACUGUUCUGAGUCCAAAUUCUACAUCAAACAACAUAAGACCUGAUCUUCAAAAGAGUACUAAAGACUAUGCAAAUACUCUAUCCGGAGCUGAUGAAAGCAGCACAUCCUCGCCCAUAGACGGUUCUUCAUCAAUACACUCUACCCUAUCAGAUUCCGAUUCGCAAACGUACUCAAAGUCUGAUUUCGCAACUUCGCUUCUCAUUCUCACAUGUCAUGUAUAUUUACUGCGGCUUCACGAGAUUCUGUCCUCACACAUACAUGACUUUCUAACAGAGAUCUCGGACAGUGAUGAUCCCUCUCUUUGUCCUCUUCCUGGGCUUAGCUUUUGUAGCUUUCCACUACAAUCGGGCAAUCUUCAGACGACUAUUCUCAUCCAAAUUAUAACCAGCCUUUUCGAACAGAUCGAAAGACUUCUGGGCCUACCGCGUGAUUACCGGAUAGAUCCUGGCGAGAUCGGGCCGGAUGGCUUUGCGUCGGGUGGGUUAUUGAGUAGCGAAGAGAUGCUCGGCAUUGUAAAGUUUGCAUUUCAGCAACGGGAGUCGGGCCAAUCUGAAAGUCGAAGAGGCGGAUUGGAAGCAUUACGCGAGCAUCUUGAGGGGAUAAAGCAGUUGUUGAAAAAUAGUAUAGCGCCUUAG